GGGGCGGGGAUUGCGGGGACGUCAGACAACGUGCAGUGUCAGUGCGGGAUGUGUGGAAGGUAGAGUAAGCAGAAUGGAAGAAGAGGAAGGAGGAUCAGAGGAGGCCGCAGUGCACAGGCAGCAUAAGAAGGAGAAGAAGGAUCUGCAGGCCAAGAUACAGAGUAUGAAAAAUGCAGUGCCUAAAAAUGACAAGAAAAGAAGAAAACAGCUGACAGAAGACAUCGCUAAGCUGGAAGCUGAACUGGAGGAAAAACACAAACAAGAACUUGAAGCCGAUUUACAGAAGCCGUGUGCCCAGACAGAGAUAGACAGUGUCACUAACGAGGUCACGGGUUUGGAUCUUGGAACGGAAGUGCCUGGUCAGCAACCUCGUCAGUCUAAAGCACAAAAGAGGCGGGAGAAGAAGGCAGCCUUGGAGAAAGAGAGAGAUGAGCGCAUAGCAGAAGGGGAAAUCGAGAACCUGUCUGGAGCUCGGCACCUGGAAAGUCAGAAGCUUGCCCAUAUCCUGUCUGAGAGAGAAGAACAGAUCAAACACAUCCCGUCAGAUGGUCAUUGCAUGUACAGAGCUAUUGAACAUCAGCUGAAGGAGCGGGCUGUGAAUCUGACUCUUUCCAGUCUCAGGCACCAGACUGCAGACUACAUGCAGAGCCAUGCAGAUGACUUCCUGCCGUUCCUAACCAAUUCUGCUACAGGGGAAAUGUACACCCAGGAUGAGUUUGAGAAGUACUGCAGUGAAAUUGCAAACACACCAGCGUGGGGUGGACAGUUGGAGCUCAGGGCCUUGUCUCACAUCCUGAAGACCCCUAUAGAAGUCAUCCAGGCAGAUUCCUCGCCUAUUAUUAUUGGUGAGGAGUACACGGGGAAGCCAAUCACUGUAGUAUAUAUGCGACAUGCUUAUGGACUGGGGGAGCAUUAUAACUCCAUAGAACCACUAAGUGAUACACCUACAGAAUAGUUCACUGUGCCAAAUAUUUACUGCUGCCAGAGUCUAUUAUGAUUUGCUAUGUGGUCUUUACCCUAGGAGCAUUGGUUCCUUAACCUCAUAUAGAGGCAGCAAUUUUAAAAGCAGAAGAUCAUGGUAGCGAACCAGCCAAUCAAUUCAUUAAGAACUGCCCAUGAACACCAAUCAUAAAGACUUCUGUGAUCAAUCUAGUGAGUUGAUGAACCAAGGAUAGUGGCUGCCUUCACUCACUCAGUGGGUACACAGUGGGGAUUUUUCCUUUUGGUUUGUAUCCGACAACCGUUUUGCAAUUAUUAAUCGUGGAGAAAAAAAUGUCUGGAACAAAAUUUUAUCCCUGAAGUGAUCAUCUCGCAUCUGUUCAGAGAUGUGGUUCUUUUUCCAUAAAUUGGAUUGGUGAGUUGGCAGAAAUAAUCCACAGGACAGUUUUACACGAUGGCUUCUACACUCUGAGCAUCGCUGUGCAGUUGAGGAAUUCUUCAGCUGCUUCUCACUUAUUUUUCUGCUUCUGAGGAACUGUCAUUAAAAUCUGUACACAUAAAUAAGGGUGAACUCCGGGCAAAGCUCUGCAGCCAAUAAUCCAUAGGUAUAAUGUAUUCUCUAUGUCAACAGUCUGCUCUUUGCUAGAAAAGCUAAUGGUCCACAUCAGAUUUCAGCCUAUUAUAAUGUAUAUGACUUGCUGGUGAUCUGAGCAAAAUGUAGACCCACCCACCCUGAGUGACAGGCUGGGUUCACACUAGUGCCAAUUGGAUGUAGGUUUCACUGCAUCCAAUUCGCAAUAGCAAGAGAUUGUGACUGGCUCUCUAUGGAGCUGCUUCACAUAUCCCAGCAGCUUCUCCGGUGUGAAUUGCACAGGAGUCCUGUGUGUCUUCUGGUCUGUGUCAGCUCCGAAUUGAAACGGUCAAUGGAGAUGCACCAGACUUCAGCUAUGAGCCGGAGCGUGCUGCGGUGUGAACCCAGCCUAAUCGUUUGUUCUACAGACCGGAGGUGACGGAGUUAAGUCAGCACAGUGGUUUCUAGAGCUUAUGUUUACUACCAGGAAAUACUAAGUGGACAAAACCUGAUAUUAUGUAGGUUUACUGAUGUUGCUUGUCUUGACUAGAUUUCUCUUUUACAAAUAUCAGGUAAAACCUGAAGAAGUUGGUAAUAAACAUCUUUGUCCUUCUGAAA
Molecule: messenger RNA, 2128 nt
Organism: Rana temporaria (common frog)
Lineage: Eukaryota; Metazoa; Chordata; Amphibia; Anura; Ranidae
Gene: OTUD6B
Product: OTU deubiquitinase 6B
Exons: 7
Coding region: 74-955 (293 amino acids)
Biological process (GO): protein deubiquitination
Molecular function (GO): cysteine-type deubiquitinase activity
Source: RefSeq, a predicted model, not a curated record